GGACCCACCCGGAGCGUUUCCGGGUGUGGAAAACCCACAUUUCCUCCUGCCGAGUGCCGACACACAUUCCCAAGAAAACAUCCUGGAUAACGGGCCGAGCUGCGUGGGAGUGCAAUCCAACGAAUGAAACAGAACACUCGCGCUGGAAGACAGAUAGUUCGCGAGGGCAUGUUUGACAACCUACGGUGGGAACCGAGGAAUAUUUGAGAUGUCAGCGCAUCAUUUCCAAACACCAUUCGUCAGCCAGCUGUUGUUCACAUUUCGAGUUUGCAGACCUUCUCUAUACUGAAUCUUUUCAAUAUACAAGACAUUAAGCAAGCAGUUUAAAUAGGAAAACAAUAUGUGGCUAUAUACUUUGGCUAUUGCUCUCACUGUCAUUGCGCGUGAUGUCAACGGAGAGCCACAUACGCGUCCAUCCUCAGCGACGCAGCUGAAUUCAACAUUACCGCCUCGAGAAGAAAAUUCAUCACAUAAUGCAACAGAUGCAGCGGCUGGAUCUCGAAUUUCUACCAUUUUAAGGGAUCUUCCUACCAUCAAAAGCAUUUCGAUUUUCAUAUUUGUAUUAACAACCUUGCUAAUCACGUGCCUUGUCAUAAAACUAUUCAGAUCGGCAAAGAAGAUCAGAAAAACGCGCAAGUAUGACAUCAUCACAACUCCCGCCAAGCGUGUAGAGAUGGCGCCUUUAAAUGAGGAGAAUUACGAAGACGACGACUCGACUCUGUUCGAUGUUAAGUACAGGUGAAUUACAUUCUGCGCUCAGAGUCAUUGUUGAAGAUCUCUUUUAAACCCCCCCGGAUACCUCUGUGUGAACACAUCUAUACAGGAAUUGUGCUCCCUGCACCUCUGAUUUGAUCCUUGGCUUGAAACCUCAGUGGAACAAGAGUUUUUACAUGUAUUGAUGUAUUAUUGUGUUUUGGCAUUCAAAACCAGCAUGAAAUCUGAUGUUUUAUUAAAGUUUUUCUGUUGAAAGCACAGAAAGGUAAAGAUUAAGAAAAACAUAAAAAAAAAAAACACUUUUUUUCUUUGCUCCAAAGAAGGGAGACACUAAAAUAAGUCCUCCACAAAUUAAUUAUUGCUUUAAUAAUUGUACAACUUUUAAUAUUUUUCCUUUUGCCCAAAAACAUUCCACUUGUUUGGUAGAAAGUCUGUAAUUCAGCAUAAUAUUUUCAAUAUAGCCCUUGAAUGUAUUAGACAUUUUGAACAUUUCUGUUACAGUAUAUCACACUGAAGCUAUUUUACGUAAUAUAUUUUUAAAAAAUGUAAUCAUAAUAUCAAUACAUAUUUUGUGUUUUAAUAAAUCCAGACAAUUAUUAAAAUUAUUAUACGCAUGGAGCUCAAAUGUUAAGUCAAUCACAUUGUUUUAGUUUAAGUACUGUGAUUGAAUCAGCUCAAGGUUUCAAAUGAAAAUAAUAGUUUUAUAUUUGUGAUGGACAGAGAUUUUUAUUUUCUGAAUCUGAUGAUUGACGAUGUUUAUUGCUCCAAUACUGAAACUGUCUUUAUUAUAUACUAUUGUCUGUAUAUACUGUAAUCAAAUUAUAAUCUGAAAUAGUUUAUUUUUAGAAACAAAAAUCAUAUUUUGAUUUAAUAAGAGUAAUAUGUUUUAAACCUCCUCCCUAUAUUUUGAGAAUGAUUAAUUUACUAACCACUAAUUGUGCAUAUUUACUGUAUAAGGGUUGGAUGUAUGUGGAGUUGAGAGAUUAUUGUUACCAUAUUGCUGCUCUCAGAGGUUGGGGAUUGUUUUUUAUUGUGUCGCAUAUGCACACCUCCGUUUUGAAUUAACUGGUUUUGACAGUGGAAAACUGCAGUGCCACACAUCAUGAAGGGUUUAAACACAUAGCCGUUAUCAUAUCAGACAUAUUAAAUUAUAUUUCCCAGAUUUAGAGCAGCACUGAAAGAGUAUCUUAAAGCUACAGUGAUAUAUUGAAUUAUGGGUCACACUUUAUUUUAAGUUCCAAAUCUUUUGCUUCAAUAAACUCCUAAUUUGCUGCUUAUUAAUAGUUAGCAAGGUAGUUAAGUUAAGGUAUUGGGGAGGAUAAGGGAAGUAGAAUAUGGUCAUGCAUAUAUGAAUGUGUGCUUUAGAAGUACUAAUAAACAGUCAAUAAUAGGAAUGCUAAUAUAGUUAAUGGUGAGAACUGGUCCCUAUACUAAUGUGUUACCGAAUUAUGUGACUUUUCCUUAACUUCAUUGAGACUUCAUUGAUCUUAUAUUGAUGCUUCUACUUGAUGUUAAUGUGAAGGACUAAUGUCCAGCAACUAAGGGCCAAUAAGAAUUUUUACUGAGUUAUAACUUGUUUAUGGUGUAGCUGUAUAGAAACUGAAGUGUGUAAUUCUCUCUCCCUCUAUUCUGCUCUAAAUGUUUCCAACUUCCCAAUGCAUUUCCUACAAAUCUGAAUUCAUGCUUUAAAGUGAAGGAGAGGAAUGAGAUGUAAAAACAAGUAUUAAACACGAGCGAUUGCUGAUGGCUGUAAAACUGUAAAAGGUGGGGUUUUCCCCGCUUUGGCAUUCUGCAAUUGAACAUGUCUUAAAAUACAUGCUUUACAUUUUUCCUGGUUUUGUAUAACAUGUUUGCUAGUCUGAACACUGGAAAAAAAAAGUUUAAUUAUAUCAACAGCCAUCUUCUUUCUUUCCAUAGAAAACUUGUUGAUGUCUGUGCUAAUUGUAAAAUAUUGUUUUUGAAGUGUAUCAAAUCCUAAAUGUACUUUUUUUUUGUUCUUGAUUAAUGAAAUAAAUACAAAUCUUACCCCAAAA
Cyprinus carpio (common carp) is the source of this 2747-nucleotide messenger RNA. Its product is annotated as membrane protein FAM174B-like. The record is from RefSeq and is a predicted model, not a curated record. NCBI's taxonomy places the organism in Eukaryota, Metazoa, Chordata, Actinopteri, Cypriniformes, Cyprinidae.